UUAUUCCGUUUAUGCUCGUUUGAUUCUUCAAUACUUGUACCAACUCUGGGCGCUGGAGGAGCUCCAUUCAUAUCCAGAAAGUUGAAACAUUCAUAUAUAGAAAAUGAAUGAUUGGGCAGCACCACUGAUAGCAGCAGCGCUGUUUGCGUUUCUUUCACCCGGUUUACUGCUGCAAAUCCCUGGGAAGCAUCACCCCAUCCAUUUUAUGAACAUGAAGACCAGCGCGGCCGCCAUUUUUGUGCAUGCAGUUCUCUAUGCUUUGGUCCUCAUCUUGUUCCUCGUUGUUCUUCACGUCCGCCUCUAUAUCUAAGACUACAAACAGGGUUUCUCAGGAGUGCUGCGCCUCUCGAUUGAUUCUCAGGAUGAAAUUUUCGUUUCGUUCCUGUGUCGUUUGUAAGUUCUAAUAUGUUUUUUGCUUUUGCUCUCUCAAGUGCGUGUGUAAAUUCAUCGGUUUCAGAUU
Hibiscus syriacus is the source of this 460-nucleotide messenger RNA. RefSeq lists its product as uncharacterized. The record is from RefSeq and is a predicted model, not a curated record. NCBI's taxonomy places the organism in Eukaryota, Viridiplantae, Streptophyta, Magnoliopsida, Malvales, Malvaceae. The coding region runs from base 104 to 310 and encodes 68 amino acids. The transcript has a single exon.